CCAUCACGAAUUCAUGAUACGGAGUACAUACGGAGUACUCAGAUACACAAAUCGUUAGGUAUUCAAACAUACAAUAUUUUUAGUUGGUAUUUGGAUACUCUGCUUUCCUUCUUCAUAUUCCUCCCUCUCUUCUCUAUAUACACACAUUGUAUAAGCCAAAACAUGGCUACAAGGUUUCGGAAAGCUUUCCGCUACCCCGAUGAUUCGACCGAUGAGCACGACCGCGAGGAUCUCGACGAAGAAGAGCAGGAACGUGUAAUAAACCAGUUGCAAGUGCAGAAUGACAAGCGGAAUGCAGAAUACAGUAUGGCUUUUGCGGCGAUUCCGCUAUUAUCAAUGAUGGUGUUUCUCCAACCUGUGCUGACUGGUUCGUCGACCCUAUCUGAACAGUCCUUGGCCUUUCUCAGCAUCAUUUCGUUGGCUGUCACAACCUACACCAUGACGCACGUGCCGCUCCAACGUCCAAAUCGUAAAGACCAAAGACCCAUCUACAAGACGAGCCAUGUUUCCCGUAUUCGAAACGCUCUUCUCCCCAUAAAUUCCGUCAUCUGUGUGUUUCUGGUGCUGGUGUAUUUCUCCACCAGUCCAGUAGCAUCAUCAAGUGUCAGACCAACUGUAUACUUGGUGCCGGGAGCAAUGCUUGUGAUCAUCUUCAUUGCAAGGAGAGUGAUGCUAUCUGUCGAUAUAGGCCCUCUAGAAGACCUUCGAUAUGAGUUCAAAGGAGCCUAGGUAGCUAAACAUGGCAAACCAUCAACCACUGGUGAUUUGUGUAUCAUAGUAGCAUAUUUUGCUUGUCGAAUACAAACGAGUCGAAUUAUUGGUAUCCCGGUUGCUAUCAACUACAUAUUCAAUCAAUAAUACAUGGAAGAGGCAUCUUCACAACGU
Molecule: messenger RNA, 885 nt
Organism: Aspergillus wentii DTO 134E9
Lineage: Eukaryota; Fungi; Ascomycota; Eurotiomycetes; Eurotiales; Aspergillaceae
Exons: 4
Coding region: 163-729 (188 amino acids)
Source: RefSeq, a predicted model, not a curated record